Macrosteles quadrilineatus (aster leafhopper) is the source of this 2134-nucleotide messenger RNA. Its product is annotated as dynamin-1-like protein. The record is from RefSeq and is a predicted model, not a curated record. Gene Ontology annotation, molecular function: GTPase activity; microtubule binding; GTP binding. The transcript has a single exon. Gene Ontology annotation, biological process: mitochondrial fission. NCBI's taxonomy places the organism in Eukaryota, Metazoa, Arthropoda, Insecta, Hemiptera, Cicadellidae. Gene Ontology annotation, cellular component: cytoplasm; membrane; microtubule. Bases 82 to 2031 code for a protein of 649 amino acids.
UACUGUUUACAAUCUUGUUCUGCGUUUGUAAGUGAACGGUUGGGACAUUUUUAACACUUAAAAUAGAUUUAAAUAGUCAUAAUGGACGAACUAGUGGAGAUCGUGAACCAGCUACAGGACGUGUUUCUGGUCAGUGGUCAAGUCGUCGACCUGCCGCAGGUGGUCGUGGUAGGCUCUCAGAGUGCAGGGAAGAGCUCCGUCCUGGAACAUCUAGUGGGAAAGUCCUUCCUACCCAGAGGAGUCGGUGUAGUGACUAGAUGUCCUCUUGUCCUUCAGCUUGUCCACUCGUCCAAUGAUGUCGUUGAGGAAUACGCCAUCUUCCAACACGACCAGACGAAGGUCUUCACGGACUUCGACCUGAUUUCUAAAGAAAUACAAGAGCAGACUGUGAAGCUCGCAGGAAGCAAUAAAGGAAUCUGUCAUGUUCCAAUCACACUAAAAGUUUACUCAAAUUCCUACUUAAAUCUCACAUUGGUUGAUCUUCCCGGGUUGACGAAAAUUCCUGUCGGUGACCAGCCAGAAGAUAUUGAAAAACAAACCAGGGACAUGGUGCUUGAAUACAUUAGGAACCCAAAUAGUAUCAUCCUAGCAGUAACUCCUGCAAAUGCGGACCUGACGACGAGCGAGAGUCUAGCGUUGGCUCGUGACGUAGAUCCUGAAGGUGAGAGGACUCUGGCGGUUAUCACCAAGCUCGACCUCAUGGACGAAGGCACAGACGCGUGGGACAUCCUGUCUGGGAAGAUCAUACCGGUCAAACUGGGCAUAAUCGGCGUCGUCAACCGAUCACAACGAGACAUAAUGGAGAACAAACCCAUGAAAAAGGCGUUGAAAGAAGAAGCAGAUUUUUUCAACAAUCAGUACAAAUCGAUUGCACGUACCCACGGUAUCCCCUACUUGACGAAGACUGUGCAGAAAAUCUUAACCGAACACAUAAAAAGUUGUUUACCGAAACUAAAAGAUAACGUCAAAGAAAAGUUGUCAAAGAAACAAGAAGAGCUCAGAGCUUUGGGGGAUGUGAGUUUAGACAAGCCUUCGUUGUUGAUUGACAUAAUGUCGAAAUUUUCAAAAACGUAUUGUUCCAUUAUUAAAGGUGACACGGAGAACAUUCAGACCACUGAGCUGUCUGGAGGGGCAAGAAUCAAUUACGUGUUUCAAGAGAGUCUCGCCAAAGCGCUGCGGACGAUAGACGCACUAUCUGGGUUGUCUAAAGAAGCCAUCUUGACCGCUACCCAGAAUGCAUCAGGUGCGAGUCCUGGGUUGUUUGUUCCUGAAGUGGCGUUCGAGCUGUUAGUCAAGCGACAGAUCCAACGUUUUCGCCCACCCUGUCUUAGAUGUGUCGACCUUGUCAACGAAGAGCUCAGUAGAAUCGUGCAGACUUGUGCCUAUGAUCCCUUGAUCGGACUUGAAAGGUACCCAACACUGCAGAGAGAAGUCAUCCGUGUCGUCACCGAACUUCUCCGCAGCAGACUUCCCAUCGCUAAUCAAAUGGUAGACAGCUUCAUAGACGUCCAGUUGGCCUACAUAAACACAAGACAUCCGCACUUUUUCACUAACCGUGUGAGUGUGAAAGUGUCAACAGAUUUUGAAGAAGAGAACUGCAUCGCACGUAAACCCGUGGUAAAACUCUCGGCGCAAAGUUUUACAGAAACAUCGGAAAGUUGUGAGAAAAAAGAAGAAAUCUCGAAAGAAAAUCGGGAUUAUGAACUAAUUCAAAAAUUGAUUAAAAGCUAUUUUUCUAUCGUCCAGGUCACUGUUCAAGACACAGUUCCGAAGAUCAUCAUGCAUUCAAUUGUCAACUUUGUGGUCGAGCGUCUCCACAGCGAGUUGAUAUAUCGACUGUACAGCAACACUGACAGCCUGAUGAAGGAAUCGCAGGAUUUCGUGGAGAAGCGCCAGGAUCUUGAAACCGUCGUUGCUCAGCUAGAGAAGGCCUAUGGGAUUUUGACCUCUAUCAAACCGAGCACAAAAUCGUCCGUAUUCGAUUGCAGUGCUGUGACAAAACCAGAAAGCACAAAAUGUGCUCUCAUUUGAAAAUGAACAUUUUUUUACAUUCAGUGUUAUAGCUUGAGUGUUGAGCUUAGUUUCUUUCCAGUUAGGUUCUUUGUUAAUUUCAAUGUUGUAUAAACCAUAAGUA